GUGUGUGUAUAUACAGCCGGGUAAUUUGUGCUCGAGCAGAUGUAGCUAAUUUUCGAGUGCGUCGUCCUCCAGCUGGACAACAUCAGGAUGUCUGCGGAAAUAUUGGAGAAAAAGAAGACGAUAGACCUGAGGAAGAAGCACGUAGGGCCAUCUUGUAAGAUUUUCUUCAGCCAUGACCCGAUCAAGAUUGUGCGAGCCAGAGGCCAGUACAUGUAUGAUGAAAGGGGACAGCGCUACUUGGAUUGCAUCAACAACGUGGCUCACGUGGGCCACUGUCACCCGGAUGUGGUGAAGGCAGGAGCUCAGCAGAUGGAACUACUCAACACCAACUCGCGUUUCUUGCACGACAAUCUUGUGCUGUAUGCCCAGAGGCUGCAAGCCACACUGCCUGACAAGCUGUCUGUGUGCUACUUUGUCAACUCUGGCUCCGAAGCCAACGACCUGGCCCUCCGACUAGCAUGGCAGUACACAGGCCACAAAGAUAUCAUCACGUUGGAAAAUGCGUAUCACGGCCAUGUCUCAUCGCUCAUUGACAUCAGUCCUUAUAAGUUCCACCACCUGUCAGAUGCUGAGCGGAAUCCAUCUGUCCAUGUGGCUCCUAGCCCAGAUGUGUACAGAGGCAAAUACAGAGCGGACCACCCUGAUCCUGCAACAGCGUAUGCAGAUGAAGUCAAAGAUAUGAUACACAAAGUCCAUGAAAAAGGAGGCAAGAUUGCUGCUUUUAUUGCUGAGUCACUGCAGAGUUGUGGCGGGCAGGUCAUUCCCCCCCUGGGCUACUUCCAGCAAGUGGCAGAACAUGUCCACAAAGCAGGGGGCAUUUUCAUCGCUGAUGAAGUCCAAGUGGGCUUUGGGCGCAUUGGCACCCACUUCUGGGCCUUCCAGCUUCAGGGACAGGACUUUGUGCCGGACAUUGUCACCAUGGGAAAGCCUAUUGGCAACGGCCACCCCUUGUCAUGUGUGGUCACGACCAGAGAGGUGGCAGAGGCCUUCAUGUCAUCGGGAAUGGAGUAUUUUAAUACAUUUGGCGGUAACCCAGUGUCGUGUGCCAUCGGUCUGUCUGUCCUAGACGUGAUUGUGAAAGAGGAUCUCCAGGGUAAUGCCCUGCGUGUGGGGCGAUACCUGACCAAUCUGCUGGAAAAGCAGAAGGAGAAGCAUCCACUGGUUGGUGAUAUCAGGGGGCGUGGCCUCUUUGCUGGGAUGGAGCUUGUGAAGGACAGGUUGAAGCUCACUCCAGCUACAGCAGAAGCCCAAGAAGUCAUAUAUAAGCUAAAGGAACAGUACAUCCUCCUUAGUGCUGACGGACCUCAUCGCAAUGUGCUCAAGUUCAAGCCUCCCAUGUGCUUCACUACAGAAGACGCUGACCUGGUGGUGGGGAAAAUCGACCACAUUCUCACAGAGCUUGAGGAAGCACUGGGCAUGAAGUUGAACAACACACUGAGUGUAGAGAAUGAAAGCAGUAAAAGAAAGCUGCCGGCUGAUGAAAAUGGACACCAGUAUCACAGUGGGUUAGAACACAACAAAGGGAGCAGUCGAGGAGCUCCUCAACAAACCAAACGCCUCAGGACAUAACGCUGCCUCCGAACAGUCAGAGCUGUGACGUAACAACACUUACGCUUUCACAUAGUUAAAGAACUGGGAUCAGACACUAUAAAGACAAAAAAAAAGUGCCUUUACAUGUAACCUAAUGAAAAGUGUUUUUACAUUAAUAACGAUAGACUGUAUAUCUCUGAGAUAGCAGUGUCUUCUCAGGUAUUUUAAUUUCUGCCAACAUUAACUUGACCAUGAUUUUCAGGGAAUUUAAAUGUUAAUAAAUCAAAUGGUAUUAUGUUAAAACAUUCAAUUGUUUUCAUUGCUUAUAAACGUAUCCCAGCAGUUUGUGGUUAAUAGUAUGUUUUCAAGUUUGACUUUCUGUCAUUGAAGGUUUGUACUUAAAUGGAAAGAAAUAAGAAGAUGAAUAUCUUGUGGACAAUUUCAAGAGCCACUGAUAAAUGAUAAGAUGAAUGAAGAGGGGAAAUGAAGGAAAAUAUUUGUUGGGUAACACUUUACUUGAAGGUAUCUACGUGACACUGUCAUGAACUUGUUAUAAUCAUUAUGUACAUGUCAUAAACGUUUAUGACUGAUGUCAUUAAGUGUCAUUCGGUUUUUGUAAUGACAAGUUGACAUUGUUUGGGUUGUCUUGAUUAUGACAACUUGACAUAAAGUGACAUUAGCAGAAGUUGUCUUUGUCAUGACAAGUUGACAUUAAAUUUGUUUGGGAUGUCCUGGGAUAAGAUAAGAUAAGAUAAGAUACACCUUUAUUGAUCCCAUAACUGAGAAAUUCCAGAUGUCCUUAUAAUGACAGCUUGACAUUAACAUAAAGACAUCCUCUGGUAAUGUCAUGCUGGUUAAUGUCAACUUGUCAUAAUAAGGACAUCCCAAACAAAUUUAAUGUCAGCUUGUCAUGACAAAGACAACUUCUGGUAAUGUCACUUUGAUUAAUGUCAUGUUGUCAUAAUCAAGACCACCCAAACAAUCUCGUGAACAUGAUAUCACAGGAACGCCACAAGGGAAUUCACUCAAAUUUGGGACCAAUGUCCACUGGGACUCAGAGAUGAACUGAGCAGAUUUUGGCGGUCAAAUGUCAGUGUGACCUCGCAACACAUGUUUUUGGCCAUAGCUCAAGAAUUCAAACGCCCACUGACAAAAUUUCACACUAAUGUCUAACAGGAUAAAAUGAAGUGAUUGAUUUUAUAUCAAAAAGUUAAAAGGUAAACUUCAGUGUGAUAUUAUAAUGUUUUCUGUCCAUUAUUGAAAGCCGUAUCUCAGGAACAGAAGGGGAGACAUUUGGUCACAUACUGAAUUGGUAGGUUGAAGAUGUGUGUGAAGCAUCAGUAUUUAAGAAUUUGUGGGGGGUUUUCAGCAUCAUCCAUAUUUUAAGUAUCGUCUACCGUCAUAUGGGUGUGGACAGACAUGGAUGUAAACUGUAACUUGACUGGUUGGUGGAUGGAAACAACCGUAAGGCAGUAAUUAUAGUUUUGUAGAUCCAGUUUAUACUUCCUGAUUGCAUUAGGCAUUGAUUAACAAUCAGUCUUUGCCAUAUGUUUUAUCUGUGGAGAAUCUGAUGCACAGUAUUAGGACUAAGGGAACUACAGCUGUGAACUGCAUUUCCCAUGUGUAUCUGCAUGACAGCACAGGUGUGCUUAAUUUGAUGUCAUUAUAAGCUCUGGGAUUUCCUUAUGUCAAAGAUUUGAUUUAUUGUCUAGCGAACAACAGCGACCAUUAAAUUCUUGCAUUGGACUCAAA
Messenger RNA from Epinephelus moara (kelp grouper), 3282 nucleotides. RefSeq names its product ethanolamine-phosphate phospho-lyase (gene etnppl). Bases 88 to 1569 code for a protein of 493 amino acids. Gene Ontology annotation, molecular function: pyridoxal phosphate binding; transaminase activity; ethanolamine-phosphate phospho-lyase activity. Gene Ontology annotation, cellular component: mitochondrion. NCBI's taxonomy places the organism in Eukaryota, Metazoa, Chordata, Actinopteri, Perciformes, Serranidae. The record is from RefSeq and is a predicted model, not a curated record. The transcript has 13 exons.